Messenger RNA from Conger conger (European conger), 2181 nucleotides. RefSeq names its product fibromodulin-like. The transcript has 3 exons. The record is from RefSeq and is a predicted model, not a curated record. Bases 112 to 1161 code for a protein of 349 amino acids. Gene Ontology annotation, molecular function: protein binding. NCBI's taxonomy places the organism in Eukaryota, Metazoa, Chordata, Actinopteri, Anguilliformes, Congridae.
GGGAACUCUAUGACCUCUGGUAUUCCGAGUGCCCCAUCAGGAUGGAUGUUACCUUGACAACCUUCUUCAUUGGGGUCUGGGGCUGAGUGCUGAGUGUAAGCAUCUGUCACCAUGAGGCUUCUUAUGCUCCUGCUGCUGGCUGGGCUCUGUGGUCUGGGCCUGUGUCGAAGCCGGGACCCCUUCAGGUGGCUGUCCUACAUGCACAGCCGGUACCGCUCCUACGGGUCCCUCCAGGCCGACACCACGGGGGGGGACUGCCCCCAGGAGUGCGACUGCCCCCCCAGCUACCCGGUGGCCAUGUACUGCAACGGGCGCGGGCUCCAGCAGGUCCCCAACGUCCCGUCCCGCAUGAAGUACGUCUACCUGCAGAACAACCAGAUCAGCGCCAUCCAGGACGACGCCUUCGUUAACUCCACGGCCAUCGUCUGGCUCAUGCUGCAGCAGAACCUCCUCACCUCGGAUGGCAUCGGCCCCAACGUCUUCUCCGGGCUGACCAACCUGCAGAGGCUCUUCCUGGACGGCAACCUGCUGAACCACGUCCCGUCCAACCUGCCCACCUCCAUCCGGGUGCUGCGGCUGUCCAGCAACAACAUCUCCACCCUGGAGGAGGGCGCCUUCAGCGGCAUGGAGGACCUCACCAUCCUGAAGCUCCACGACAACAUCAUAGAGGAUGUGGGCGGGGCUUUGAAGUCCCUCCCGUCUCUCACCCUCCUGGACAUCAGCAGUAACCGUCUGCGGACGGUUCCGAGCCUUCUCCCCGAGAGGCUGCACCAGCUCUAUCUGGAGUCCAACAGCAUCGACACCAUCCCUGCCGACGUCCUCCACAAGCUCUCCCAGCUGCAGUUCUUCCGCCUCGCGAACAACAAGCUGACAGACAAGGGGAUCCCUGCCAGCACCUUCAACGUGAGCGGUCUGAUCGAGCUGGACCUCUCCUACAACAAGCUGGAGAGAAUCCCACUGGUCAGCACCAAGCUCCAGAACCUCUACCUGCAGGCCAACCAGAUCAAAGAAUUCACCUUGGGAAGCUUCUGCAGAGUGGUCGACAUCAGGAAUUACUCAAAUUUGAGAGUGCUGCGUCUGGAUGGUAACGAAAUCAAUUCGGGAGACUUUCCACAAGAGGCUGCCCUUUGCCUACGUCUGGCUCGGAGCAUUGACGUGUAGUACCGCAGAUUCACCAGCAGGAGGAGCCUCGAUUCGCAGCCACAGGUUCAGCUGAAACUCAGAACACAUUUUGUGCAAGAGGCCAGCGUAUGGAUCAUCAACUUAUGGUUUUGGAUAGAGCGUCAUUUCUUUUUCCUAUGAAUUUUCUCUGCGGAGACCCUUUUAAUAGAACAGUAGACCUAGUAAUUAAUUUCUCAUUAAAAACAUACAAUGUGGAGUUAAUGUGCUUAAACAAUGAUGGUGUGUAUGUAAGUCCUGGACUAGUAAAAGCUAUGCUGUGAGUAUUUAUUCUUAACUAACCUGAAGAAAUUAUACCAAAUAGUCUAUGUCAGCGUAUGUUUUAACAUUUUAUUACAUAAAGAAAAGAUCCAAGUGAAUGCAAAAAUCCUGAGUAAUUUUACCAUUCUUCAUUUCAUCGCUGUUGUCAAGAUGUUAUUUUCUAUGCUGCUAACUUCAUUAUUUGGUCUUUUGCUUCAUAUUCAGUUGUUCCCUUAUUGUAGAUUACAUCAUAAUUCAUUUGCUCUGGGAUUGUUCUAUCUUGAUAUUGCAAUGACAUAUUGAUGCUGCAUGCUUAUAAGACUUUUGAAUAGGAUUAAGAUUUGCUAUUGAUUUACAUAGUUUUCAGUCGUGCAAAUAAAAUAAAAAAGCUUUUACUUUUCAAGUAAUUCCUGCAAGGAUUUUCAUAUGUGUAGUUACUGAUCAGUGUUUUUUAUGGGAUGCUGCUGAAUGCAGAUGAGUAGAUAAGCUCUUGUGACUCUGUGUGCAGAAGGAUGGUGCUUGUAAUGGUGCUUCCUCCUCUGUUAACUCCUCUGAUUUUUGUUUUGUAACAUUUUCCAGAUUAGUUAACUUAGCUUAUGAGAAAAUCAACCCAGAACUAGUCGUUAUCACGUUGGAUGAAAUUUGUCCUGUGAAACAUUUCCAAAGCAGCAGAAACAGGAAGUGGACUGUGCACAACCCGGAAGUGGUCAAUGGGGGAGGCGGCACCAGAAAUGAAGGCUUGCAGAUGCCAUGUUCACUUAU